AUGCCGAUCGACCUCAAGAAGGCGCUCAAGACGGACGACCCCAGGUGGGACAAGCUCAAGCAAGGCUACAAAAAGGUCGAGACGGGCGCUUGGAACGUGCUGGCUCCCGUGGGCGAGUGGACCAACCGCACUGCCGGCAAAUUCGGCGCUGAAUCCUUCUGGCCUACCGAGCUCGGCUUGGAAUGCGACAAGGCCGCUCGCAUCUUGCGCACCUUCACCACCAAGGGGGCCUCCGUCGAAGUAGAUGCCAACAAUGCAGCCGGCCUCAACGACCAGAACGCUGUGAUUCCACCUGCAGCACCGCAAUACGACGCCAAGGGCAAGAAGAUCAAGGAUCCGCACAAGUAUGACAGCCGCAAGACGCAGAAGGUCAUUCGCAAGAUCCCUCCCAAGGUGCUCCAAAAGGCGCACGGCCUUGCCAUCUUCACCGUCUUCCGCACCGGGUUUGGCUUCUCGGGAGCCAGCGGCUCCGGCGUUGUGCUUUCGCGGCUGCCAGAUGGCUCGUGGUCUGCGCCUUCCGGUAUCUUGAUCCACACCAUCGGAUAUGGGUUCCUCAUUGGUCUCGAUAUCUACGAUGUCGUCUUGGUGCUGCGUAAUCAGAAGGCGGUGGACGCGUUCAAGCACCCUAAGGUCAGCCUUGGUGGCGAGCUCUCUGUUGCCUUUGGACCCGUGGGUAACGGCGCACAAGUAGAGUCCGGCGUGGAGGCAGCACCGUGCUGGUCCUAUGUCAAGAGCAAGGGCUUCUAUGCCGGGCUUCAGCUGGACGGUACUAUUGUCCUCAAGCGCGACGACGAGAACGGACGCUUCUACAAGUCGCCUGGCAUUAAGGUCGACAGUAUUCUCUCUGGCCAGCUGCCCGGGCCUUCUCCUGCCGCUGUGACGCCUUUGUGGCAGACGAUCUACGCUGCUGAAGGUCGACCGGAGUUGAUGGGAACCGACCGCAUUCCUGAAGGUACCACACCGGGCGAUCUCGAGCUGACCGAAGAAGACAUGAAGCAUGCCAGCAAUUACGCCGAGCAGGAACAGUACCCACAGCAGCAGCAGCACCCAGGAGCAUCAGCAGCUCCAGUUGGAAGUUUCUCGGCUCGAAGAGUGCCGCCUCCUCCUUCCAGCACUGGUACAGCUGCAGCCUCGGGCUCGAGUACGACGUCCCCUCCGUACGCAGAUCUCCCACCUGACUACGAAUUCGCCAAUGCACCUGUCAAUGCACAGGGGGGAAAGCAAUUCGACGCUCCUGCUGAGCCUCACUCGUACCAGUCGAGUUCCAGUAAUCUCCCUCCGAACCCGUUCGCGCGUCCGUCCGAUGUUCCCGACGGGGCAUCCCAGUAUGAAACCGCUGAGCAGGAAAAGGCGAGACUCCAGCAGCAAUAUGCCGCGGCUCCGACAUCCGACGCCGCCCCUCAUGCUCCCUCAUCUCUUCCUUCGCAUGUAGAGGCCUUGUAUGACUUUGCUGGGCAGGAGCAGACUGACCUGUAUUUCAAGACGGGCGACGUCAUCCAGGUGACGGGGCAGGAAGACGAAAUGUGGUGGCGUGGUACCGUCGAUGGCCGCUCUGGCAUCUUUCCGUCCAAUUACACGCGUGCGGUGUAG
Sporisorium graminicola is the source of this 1590-nucleotide messenger RNA. RefSeq lists its product as uncharacterized. Gene Ontology annotation, molecular function: phosphatidylinositol binding; protein binding. NCBI's taxonomy places the organism in Eukaryota, Fungi, Basidiomycota, Ustilaginomycetes, Ustilaginales, Ustilaginaceae. Bases 1 to 1590 code for a protein of 529 amino acids. The transcript has 2 exons. The record is from RefSeq and is a predicted model, not a curated record.